ACCGCCAUUUUGUUCCGCCUUCAGUUCCUUAAACAGCCGCAUGACCCGGAAGUGAAUAAUUUCUGUCUUGACACGUAGGUAGCUAGCAGAGCUGGCUGUGUUCUUCAGGACUGUGUACACCAACUGCUAAAGGCUGCUCGUCAUGUCCGGGUUUGAGAGCUUCAACACAGACUUCUACCAGUCUCCUUACAGCGUAGACGACCAGAGCCAAGGCAGUUACAGCUAUGGCAAUGCAGAAGAUCCUUACAACAAGGCGUACGGUCAGUACGAUUAUUCCCAGCCGAUGGGCUACAGCGCGCCGCCGAUGAUGCAGCCGCAGCAGCCUUACACGGGACAGAUCUAUCAGCCCACGCCUGCGUUCACACCGGCCUCCUCACAGUCCGUGUACAGCAGCAGCUUCGAGGAUGAGCCGCCACUGCUGGAGGAGUUAGGAAUCAACUUUGACCACAUCUGGCAGAAGACACUAACGGUGCUGCACCCCAUGAAGGCAGCAGAUGGCAGCAUAAUGAACGAAACGGAUCUGGCCGGUCCCAUGGUGUUCUGCCUGGCCUUCGGGGCUACGCUGCUGCUCACAGGUAAGAUCCAGUUCGGCUACGUGUACGGGAUUAGCGCCAUCGGCUGCCUGGGCAUGUACUGCCUCCUGAACCUCAUGAGCAUGACGGGCGUGUCGUUCGGCUGCGUAGCCAGCGUCCUGGGGUACUGUCUGCUACCCAUGAUUCUCCUCUCCAGCUUCGGCGUGCUCUUCUCCUUACAAGGCUUGCUGGGAAUCAUUUUAACAGCCGCCAUCAUCGGCUGGUGCAGUUUUUCUGCCUCGAAGAUCUUCAUCUCUGCUCUGGCGAUGGACGGCCAGCAGCUGCUCGUGGCUUACCCCUGCGCUCUGCUCUACGGAGUUUUUGCCCUCAUCUCCGUAUUCUGAACUUUAUUUACAGGACAAACGACGCACCAACACACACUUUUCCUCGUACUCAAUGGCCGCUUUGAAACAAAUUGCGUAGCCCAAGCCACGAUCCGGCUAAGCCAAGAACCUCCUCAUCAUUUAGCACAUUCCCUCUUUAACAUCUGCCAGAUGUGUCCAGCAGUUGUUCUCUCUCUCUUUUUUCUUUCUUUCUUUCUUUAAGUCAUGUUUACUCUAAGAACUCUCUGUCCAAUAGCAGAGCAGCGAUAUCUUUAGUUCUGUCAUUUCAGAUCGAUUUAUGUGGCUUUUUUCCUUGUUUAGACUAACGAAACAAAAUAAAACGGCUCUACAAAGACUAAAAGUGGACCAGAGGCAUGUAUAGUGAAUAAUUGUGUGUAAUCAAAUCGCAUUUCUGUCGCCUUCAACGCAACACACAGCUUUUGUGUCACUGUGUCACUAUAGGACGCGAAACUAAGUGCUGUUUUUCUGCCGUGCUCAGCAUGUUCUCCGUCACUGAAAAAAAGCUUUGGUCACAUUCAUACCCACUGAAAAAUGUAUUUCUUCCCCUGGUGUUUUCUUUUUUUCUUUUUUUUAAUAAACGAACGCAGCAGUAUGGUAAUGGUCAGUGAAAUGGACAGAGCCCUGGAAACCUGAUCGCCACGGCUCUUAUUGUGGCGUAAGUAUGAACCUGUAGUAGGUUUUUUUUAUUUACUAAUUUUGCUGAAAUGUUGCCAUAAGGUCUUUGAUUUCUUUUGCUAUUUGAAAGGCAGGUCAUGACUUUGCACAAGCGUACACUUCACUUCAGUACAAGCUUCUGGUUUGCUCUCUGUUUGACUUUGUACAGUAAAUGUCAGGGAGCUGAGGUCACAUGACUUAAGCUGCCCACGAUAUUUAUACACCAUGUAAUUUUUUUUUUUUUUUUUUUUUUUUUUUUUUGUACAUCUGGGAGAGACCAAUUUUUUGUUUUUUUUUAUCUCUUCUGUGAAAAGUCAGUUAGACAAUGGUUGAGUGUUACACUUGUGCUGUUUCACAGGCCAUGUUUCCAAAAUAAAUGGGUUGAAGAUA
Messenger RNA from Pangasianodon hypophthalmus (striped catfish), 1960 nucleotides. It is a transcript of the gene yipf5, whose product is annotated as Yip1 domain family, member 5. The coding region runs from base 143 to 916 and encodes 257 amino acids. Lineage: Eukaryota; Metazoa; Chordata; Actinopteri; Siluriformes; Pangasiidae. Gene Ontology annotation, cellular component: trans-Golgi network; membrane. Gene Ontology annotation, biological process: vesicle fusion with Golgi apparatus; endoplasmic reticulum to Golgi vesicle-mediated transport; regulation of ER to Golgi vesicle-mediated transport. The transcript is spliced from 6 exons. The record is from RefSeq and is a predicted model, not a curated record.